Molecule: messenger RNA, 639 nt
Organism: Rotaria sp. Silwood1
Lineage: Eukaryota; Metazoa; Rotifera; Eurotatoria; Philodinida; Philodinidae
Source: the annotation of a GenBank genome assembly
AUGGACAAGGAACACUUUCGUUUCUAUAUUAAAGUGCAUACUGCACUUGAUAUUGAACCAAUAGAUAUUCAUAAUGAAUUAAAAUCUGUCUUUGGUGAUCAAGUUCCACUUCUCAGAGCUGUUCAAAGAUGGUCAAAAUCAUUUCGUGAAGGUCGGGAAGAAAUCGAAGACGAAGAUGAAGUACGACCCGAAAGACCUGUAACUGAGACAACAUCUGCUAAUAUUGAAGAAUUUCGAAACCUUACUAAUGAUGAUCCUUAUAAAAUUGAUCGAAAAUCAUCAAAUGCUGCUUGGAUAGCAAGUGGAGAUCCUUCACCAACAUUGUCAACUGGUCCAGUGUUAAUUCAUUCUGUUGAACCUAGACAAACUAUCGAUCACCAAUACUGCAUCAAGAAUUGUUUGCAGCCAGUUGUUGACGAAAUCAAGAACCAACGACUCACCUUUGGUGCUCGUGCAAUUAAACUUCACCAUGAUAAUGGGAAACCACAUUUUCAUAAAGAUGUUUUGAAUUAUCUUGAAGCGAAAGGCAUAACGGUAAUACCACACCCAACUCAUUCGACAGAUCUGACUCCGUGUGACUUUUGGUUAUUUGACUUGAUCAAACAAAAUCUUAGUGAUCAAGAUGAUUCCGAAUCGUAG